Molecule: messenger RNA, 2055 nt
Organism: Cladophialophora bantiana CBS 173.52
Lineage: Eukaryota; Fungi; Ascomycota; Eurotiomycetes; Chaetothyriales; Herpotrichiellaceae
Exons: 4
Coding region: 1-2055 (684 amino acids)
Biological process (GO): positive regulation of transcription by RNA polymerase II
Cellular component (GO): nucleus
Molecular function (GO): DNA-binding transcription factor activity; transcription cis-regulatory region binding
Source: RefSeq, a predicted model, not a curated record
AUGUGGGAUCCAGAACAGCCUGACCCGACCUCACUAGGCAAAUCCACAGUGGAAGGGGCAGAGGGCCGCCGCACUCGAACAGAGAUAUUUGAUGCCCAUUCAAGGUCUCAGUUCUCUGACGACCUGGUCCGGCAUCUUUCAUCUACACAAAAACCACAGCACCUCGACCAGGUUCUCGAACAGCUUGAUGAGCAGGUAAAAGAGUCUGAGAGUUCUCGUGGCGAAAAAAGCUGGGAGAUAUCCCAAGGCCCCUUUUCAGUCUUGCACUUCGUACCCGACCUUGAAAAUGUCAACGCGCCAAACGGCAGGCAAAUGACGAUGCGGCAUCCUCUGCCUGCAAGUUCACUUAAUGGUGAACGCGAAUCUACGGCAUGCCUAGAGGGCAUUGACUGGUCGUUGUCGAUGCCGGACAGCAACAUAGGGCCUUCGACAUUAUUCGCCGAAGUCUCUCCUGGAGAAGGCUGCAAUUACCCUUUUAUAAACACCGGAUAUGGUUCGCUAUUUGAAGGCACUAACCUACCGAACUUCCCCUCUUCCGUCCCAGAUGACAUUCACCUUACUCGACCGGGAUUUACAAGAUUCGCUACCUACGGAUACCCUUUAGUAUCCUCCCUGUCCAAUGGAUCACCAUAUGUACCUUCAAACGUCCGAUUUCUAUUGUCUCACUAUAUGAACCAUGUGAUUGCCUCCCUUUCUGGGUUGCCUCACACGGAAGCUCCCUGGAAGAAUAUUCAUGUGCCGUAUGCUAUGACUGCGUACGGAGAGCUGGAUAUUAUGGGCCAGUCAAGCUUCGCCAGAGUUUCGCUCCUGUACAGCCUUCUUUCCUUGACGUGCUAUCAUCUUGGUACUCUCUAUAGGCCUGUUCCUACCGAAAUUAGACCUAAUGCCGAGGUCCUGCUGAACGACGACCAGGCAUCGAAGUUGCAGUAUUGGAACUCUCAAGGUCUCAAAUUCAGAGAGAUAGCGCGAACAGCGUUUCGAAAAUGCAUGCAUGCAAUGUCGACGGAGCAAAUAGAACCGGUGAAAUACAAGGAGAUGUUUGUGAGCGCAAUGAAUCUUAUCUGUACCGGGAUCGUGAGCGGGGAUCCAUGGGAUUCACGACUAUUCAUCCUCCAAUGUGAAGAGAUUGUCAACAAUAUUGGUAGGAAGAAGGGGUCGUUCUCUGCCAAAGCACUGCAACUGCACAGAAUAUUUGCUUACAUCAGGGUUAUUGAAAAAACGACCUUCGUCCAGACGAGGGAUCAGUAUCUCGUAACCCUAGGCAAAAAACCCAUGCUUGCCAACGAAAUAGAACUUGUGAAGAAGAUUCCGGAGGGCAGCUUUCCCCAUUCAGCAAUUCUCGCGUCGGACUAUGAGACCUGGUCCGAUCUUGGGUUGAGUGGGCCUGAGGAAGAAACCUUCAACGACUUCUAUGGUAUGCCUGCAUCCACCUUAAAGCUGAUCGCUAGAACGAACAAUAUGGUUACCCAGAUCGACUCGCCGCAACACCAUGGGACCGCUCAGCCUUAUAUUCCCGCAAAUUUAAUCGAGGACGCCGCAGCCUUGGAAAGGGACAUUUGUCACUGGGAGACACCGCAAAGGCAAGCCGAAAGUAACGGCGACACUUACAUUUUGUUGAGCUGCCGCUCUACCGACAGCAUUCCGGAUCCUGCCCAAACUAUGAAGUCAAAUAUCGCCACGGCAAUGCACCACGCAUUGAUGGUCUACUUCUUCCGGUUUGUGCGAGGCACCAAUCCUAUAAUACUACAGCACUAUGUCGAAAGCAUCCUCAGGAACCUCGAAAUGCAUCAUGAAAGCAAACAGUGCUUCUUUCCUGGAGUGCGGUUGGGUGUCACUGUGUGGCCCAGCUUUAUCGCUGCCUGCGAAGCGCUGGGAGACGGCUUGCGCCGUCGCGCCAUCCUCUGCAUGAGACACGCUGCUUGGGCGGGCUUCCAGAAUGCGGAAGCGGCAGAAAUGGUUGCAAAAGAAGUAUGGCGACGACGAGAUGCAGGAGAGUUGCACAUAUCCUGGAGCACCGUCCUACGGGAAUCUCAGACCAUUCUGCUAUUGACCUAA